AUGGCCGCCCUCCGACCCCAGAACGCCUCGAGGCUGCUGCGCACCGCCGGAUCGGCUAUCCCGCGGGCCUCGCUGCCAUUGACCGCACGCCGAUCCGUCGCAACAUCAGCCACUCCCGCUCUGCCCACCACCGACCAGAACCGGCCAGACUACACCACUCCUAACGACAAGGCGACCUCGACUUUCACCCCCGUCCCCAAGCACAUUCAGGAUGGCAGCGAAGAUACUCCCUACCUCCAGGCUGCCGUGGUUUCCGGCGCGCCCAUAGAGCUUCAGGCCCGCACAGUCCGCAUUUACCAAGAAGCCAAACCCGCCACCCAGUCCGGCGAGUGGAAGGGCCACCAUUGGCGUAUGGACUGGGACAUCCUCCCCAAGGGCCAUCGGUGGGAGAACCCGUUAAUGGGCUGGCAGUCCUCGGCCGAUUUCGUGCAGGGCACCAGGAUCAACUUCAGGACCAAGGAGGACGCUAUCCGUUUCGCCGAGAAACAAGGGUACGAGUACUUCGUGCAGGAACCCCAGAGCCGGAAGUUCACCGCCAAGGCGUACGCCAACAAUUUCCUGUAUUCUCCGAAGAAGCUGAAGCACAUUCGAACCAAGUAGAAGGUUGGAAGAGCACCAGGAGGCAUUUGUAGUUGUAGGGUUAGGAAGAGGGAAGAGGGGAGAAGGAAGAUCCUCUGGUGUACAUAAGAUUGCGAGGAACUUCAGUAACGUUGCCUGACCAACUUCUGUUUGCGAGUGCAAUGUUAAUUAAAUGGUGACCGAAACCAAGCCGUGUCUGAUGAGUACAAGGCCUUCUAACUCUAGAG
This is a messenger RNA of Sodiomyces alkalinus F11, 806 nucleotides long. Its product is annotated as NADH-ubiquinone oxidoreductase 21 kDa subunit. Gene Ontology annotation, biological process: electron transport chain. The transcript has 3 exons. Lineage: Eukaryota; Fungi; Ascomycota; Sordariomycetes; Glomerellales; Plectosphaerellaceae. Bases 1 to 600 code for a protein of 199 amino acids. The record is from RefSeq and is a predicted model, not a curated record.